CAAAAUCCAAACUGCAUCUACUGUCACAACCCAAAAAUAAUCUGAUUGAUACAUAAAUUGCUGAAUAAUUGUGAAAAUAGACUCAUUAUAUUAAUUAUAAAUAUUUUUAAAUAUUAAGAUAAAAUUUCCACGGUCAUAAAUAAAGUGAUGGAACAGCUACAACAGCAUUUGUCAAGUGUUCGCGUACCAGGCGAUAAUAUACCAAUUUACAAAGAUGAAUGUGUCUAUUCGUAUGAUUCACCAGAAACUCCAACAGGACUUUAUGUCAGCUUAACAAGUUUCCUGGGUUUUGGUGAAGCUUAUGUCAAACGGUAUGCUGAUAAGACUGGAAAUGCAGUAUUCUUGCAUAUACAGCGCGUUAAAACUCCUAAAGUAGGUGAAGGCGGUGCCGCUGCCGGUGCUGAGGAAGGAGGACCGGAACGUAAAAUAACCAGACUCGCUAUUGGCAUUGAGGGUGGAUAUAAUGCUAACGAGAAGAAAUACGGUAUUUUUGUCACCGAUAACGAGAAGAAAUACGAUAUUAAGGAUACUUAUAGUAUUGUUGUUAUGCCGGACAUUGACAAGAAAUUGCCUUUCCCUGACGAGCAAUUACCCAUGCUUGUCACACAAUCUGUAGAGGCUGUUAUAACUCAAGAAUCAACCAUUGCAAAGCUAGAAAAACAAACGCUUACGGGAACUUGGGAUGGUGAGGUGCGACAGGUAUCAAAAUAUUCGGACGCUUUAAUACAACAUGAUACUGGCAAAAAAAUACCACCCUCUGGUUGGAAAUGUGAAAAAUGUGAUUUGACUAAUAAUUUAUGGCUGAAUUUAACUGACGGCUCCAUACUUUGUGGGCGUAAAUUUUUUGAUGGCUCUGGUGGCAAUGAUCAUGCUGUGGAAUACUAUCGCAAAACUGGUUAUCCAUUAGCGGUUAAAUUAGGAACCAUUACCGCCGAUGGCAAAUCUGAUGUUUUCUCAUAUCCAGAAGAUGAUAUGGUCAUUGAUUCGAAUCUUGAAAAACAUCUAGCUCAUUUUGGUAUUAAUAUGGCAGCAAUGAAAAAAAGUGAGAAAUCAAUGGUCGAAUUGGAACUUGAAAUUAAUCAACGCAUAGGUGAAUGGUCGUUACUGACUGAAAGCGAAAGCGAACUUCAACCACUGGCUGGCCCAGGCUACACGGGUAUGCGAAAUCUGGGCAAUUCAUGUUACAUUAACAGUGUUAUGCAGGUAAUAUUCACCAUUCCCGAUUUCAUCAAGCGAUACGUUGGCGAGGGCGCGGAAAAAUUGUUCAAUUCAUUCCCUUCGGAUCCGGCAAAUGAUUUCAACGUACAAAUGGCCAAGUUAGGAAAUGGACUGUGGUCAGGCAAAUACAGCAGUAUAGCAGAAAAUUCACUAGAUUCCGAAAGUACAGGCAUUUCGCCAGCUAUGUUUAAAAAUGUUAUUGGCAAAAACCACCCCUAUUUUAGUACGAAAUUGCAACAAGAUGCCCAUGAUUUUUAUUUGCAACUUGUCAAACUGAUCGAGCGAAAUUCACGUAAUGGAGAAAAUAAUCCUAUAGAAGCACUCACGAUAAAUUUCGAGGAACGUAUAGAGUGUACAAGCACGAAAAGAGUAAAAUAUUCAAAUCGGGACGACUUCUAUCUGCCUUUGGAUAUACCACUGGAGAAGGCAACAAAUUUAGAUGAGGUCAAGGAAUAUUUGGAGCGUAAAUCUGCUGAAGGUAAUAAUAGCGGCGACAAAAAUAUAGUGCGGCAUAAAGUGCCAUUGCAUGCAUGCUUAGAACGCCUGUUUGCACCUGAGGAGCUUGGCGAGUACUACUCAUCAGCUGCUGAUUGUAUUACUACUGCCAAAAAAACUACAAGACUGGCUAAUAUGCCAGAUUACCUUAUGAUGCAUUUACACAAAUUCACGAUCGGUAGUGAUUGGGUACCAAAGAAGUUGGAUGUGUCAGUAGACAUGCCUGACGAAAUAGAUCUCAGCAACUGGCGCGGAACUGGGAUGCAACCAGAAGAGCAAGCGUUUCCGGAAACGGUAGAUAAACCGAAAUUUUCAUUCGAUGAAAAUCUUAUGAGCGAACUUAUGCAAAUGGGAUUCCCACAAGAAGCAUGCAAACGUGCUGUAUACAAUACAAAAAAUAUUAGUUUAGAAGCGGCUUCCAAUUGGCUUAUGGAACAUAUUGGUGAUUCAGACAUCUCAGACCCAUUUGUUUUACCUGCCGAUGGUACUGGCGGAAGUGAGAGUAGAACAAUAGCGACUCCGGAGAAUAUAACAAUGUUAACAGCAAUGGGUUUUGAAGAACGUUUAGUAAUCAAAGCAUUGAAAGCAACAGAUGAUAACCUUGAGCGUGCCACCGACUGGAUUUUCUCACAUGCUGACGAUAUGGACACUGAUGAUGUGCCCACCGGAAAUGAUACUUCUGCUGCUGCUGCUGCCGCCCAGAAAAAGAAAUACCGUGAUGGUGUGGGGAAAUACAAACUCGUAGCUUUCGUCUCGCAUAUGGGCACAUCAGCCCAGGUUGGACACUAUGUGUGUCACAUACUAAAGGAUGGACGAUGGGUUAUCUUCAACGACAGUAAGGUGGCGAUUUCUCAGAACCCACCAAAAGAUCUCGGUUAUUUAUAUCUAUAUAAGCGUUACGAGUAAAUUAAUAACAUAUUUGUGGUUAGUUUAAAUUCGUAUUUCAAACGAACUUGCCUUUAAUACUACAUAUUGAAUUAUUAAAGUAUAUUUUUAAAUGCAAAGGACUGAAAAAAUUUAAUACUUCAAGAAAAAAGGCUUACCACUGUUUCCUUAUAGAAACAAAAUUACGGUACAAGCAUAUUUAUCUAGAAAUGUUUUAGCCUUAAAAUAAUUGCAUUAUUAAUAAAGCAGACAAAAUUUUCGCCACCAAGAUAUUCUUAGCUAGCUCUAA
This is a messenger RNA of Ceratitis capitata (Mediterranean fruit fly), 2887 nucleotides long. It is a transcript of the gene Usp5, whose product is annotated as ubiquitin carboxyl-terminal hydrolase 5. Gene Ontology annotation, molecular function: zinc ion binding; protein binding; cysteine-type deubiquitinase activity. The record is from RefSeq and is a predicted model, not a curated record. Gene Ontology annotation, biological process: protein deubiquitination. NCBI's taxonomy places the organism in Eukaryota, Metazoa, Arthropoda, Insecta, Diptera, Tephritidae. The coding region runs from base 148 to 2619 and encodes 823 amino acids. The transcript is spliced from 3 exons.